Messenger RNA from Angiostrongylus costaricensis, 438 nucleotides. The record is from the annotation of a GenBank genome assembly. Lineage: Eukaryota; Metazoa; Nematoda; Chromadorea; Rhabditida; Metastrongylidae.
AUGGAAACCCAUAGAUGUCGUUGCUGGUACUCAAUUGACUUUCUCGAGCUGCAACGUAAACCUCAAAAGCAUGACGAAGCUGAUAUAAAAUGGCGAAAGCAUUUGGAUGUCAUCACUCCUCUGCUGAAGAGUAUCAUGCAAGUUGCCGUAAAAAAUGCACCACCUCGACUAUCUCAAGUACACUGGAACUGGGCAACGACGACAGCUCAACCUAUCGUGCCAAGUCCGCGGGCGAUUACCGCACCUGCGUUGCCACCACCAGAAAUUCCCCACGCCGAUCCUAAACUCUUAGCACAUAACACUGCCAGUGAUUCGGCUGCUAUGGCGAAUCUAUUCAAGCCACAAUACGAUGGUACAGAAUUGGGCGCUAAUCGUCCACUCACUAACAAGCUCUUUGAAAGCGAUAUGGUGCUCACCGUUGAACAGAUAAAAGCGUGA